UGUUUCGUGUACAUUUUAUUUUUUGUUACGAAAGAUUUGUCGUACGACUUAAUUUUUUAUGUUGGAAAACCGCGCCAUACUCGAUGUAUGCACAACUCUGAUUCUCUGUAUCGAGGCUUGUAAUCCACAGUCUUUUUACCGUCGUCUGAGACGGUUAUCUGUCUCCCAAAUAAACUGAUUUCACCGACACUUGUGAGUCCGACUUUUAUUGGGGCAGAACAGUAAAAAGACUAGGAUGUCUACCUCAGCAGAGCAGAUCACUCCCGACUCAACAGAGGGCACCCAGGUCACUCCUGACCCUACAGAGGAUGCCCGGGAAUCACAGACGACUGAUGGCAAGAGGCAGUACGUCACACAAGAUGAAGAGGAGUAUCAGGAAGAGUACUAUCAGGAUGAGGACUCCUUUGCCGACAUCUUAGCGAAGAAGAGGGCUGAUGUAAGCCGAGCAAAGGCUAGGAUGGCAUACACCGCCAGAGAAUUGGAGCUCAGGAAACAACGAGUGGAACUCGAUGCUGCAAUGGAAAUGCUACAUCUCGAGAGAGAGGCUGCAGAAGCUGAAGCUGAUUGUCAAGCCUUUGAAUCGACCAUGAUACAGAUGUCACCUAUGAAGAGACGAACGAGUUCCUUAGGCGAAGUCAGCAACUUUAAACCAGGACAGGAUCAAUCCACUCCACGUCAACCUUCUGCAUCGCCAGGACUACUGACCGGUACUUCCGAUCCGACUCAACUUGACCCGGAUGCACAACCCUAUGUACCUGCAGCACAGCCUUUGGUUCCUGACACACAGCCGUCCGUGCCUGUCGCACAACCGUACGUGCCUACUGCACAGCCUUAUGUGCGUGCCGCACAGCCGUACGUGCCUACUGCACAGCCUUAUGUGCCUGCCCCACAGCCCAACGUGCCUGCCGCACAGCCUUAUGUGCCUGCCGCACAACCUCACGUGCCUGCCGCACAACCUUACGUGCCUGCCGCACAACCUCACGUGCCUGCCGCACAGCCUCAUGUGCCUGCCGCACAGCCUUACGUGCCUGCUGCACAACCUCACAUGCCUGCCGCACAACCUCACGUGCCUGCCGCACAACCUUACGUGCCUGCCGCACAACCUCACGUGCCUGCCGCACAACCUCACGUGCCUGCCGCACAACCUCACGUGCCUGCCGCACAGCCAUCCAUGCCUGCCGCGCAGCCUCAUGUGCCUGCCGCACACCCUCACGUGCCUACCGCACACCCUCACGUGCCUGUCGCACAACCGUAUGUGGCUGCCUCACACCCCUUAUCACCACUUGUGACUGAUCAGGGACCACAAGUAACUGAUGUUACCCGAUUCCUCCUGAGGAAGGACUUGCUAUUCUCCAGACUUACUCACUUUGACGAUAGACCAGAAUCAUACAGUGCCUGGAAACACAGCUUUAUGUGUGUAGUGAAUGAGCUUCAAGUCUUGGACUCCGAGCAGAUGGACCUUCUUAUCAAGUACUUAGGUCCGGAAUCUAAGAAGCACGCAACAAGCAUGAGGACAUCCAACAUCUUCGACAUCUCAAGAGGACUAAGAAGACUUUGGGAAAGGUUGGAUGAGCGCUAUGGUGCACCAGAACAUGUGGAAGCAUCCGUAAGAGCCAAACUGUUGAGUUUCCCAAAGCUUGGCAACAGAGAUCAUCAAAAACUUUACGAUCUGUCAGACAUUCUUAUGGAGAUGAAGUUUUUGAAGGAGGAUCCGAAGUACAGUGCAAUGUUGGCCUAUCUAGACUCAUCCUCAGGGAUUAGACCCAUCAUUUCAAAACUUCCGUAUGGCCUGCAGGAGAAAUGGACCAACAGAGCCAUGAAGUACAAGCUUGAACAUCAGACUGUGUUUCCACCCUUUGGUGUGUUUGUUGACUUCAUGAAGGAGAUGAGCAGAGUGAAAAACGACCCAAGUUUUGCGUAUCACACUGACGCUAACCACAACGAAAAGCAGCCUAUGAACGUUCCAAGGGGAAGAGUGAACACGAAGAAAACCACAGUGUAUCAACCAACAGGAUCCGGAAAUCUGAGCGAGCCGAAGCUUGAUGUGUGUAUAAUUCACACCGGUCCGGGUGUUAAACACAGUGUCAAUAACUGUCGAGUGUUUAAGGCCAAGCCUAUUGAAGAACGUAUGAAGUUGCUCCGUGAACACAGACUCUGUUUUCGGUGUUGUUCCGCAAGUCAUAGGAAACAAGACUGUAAAGAGGCCAUCAUGUGCAAGGAAUGCGGAAGUGAGUUCCACACUACGUCUCUCCAUGUUGAUUCGUCACCAGCUCCUACCACUGGAAGGGCCUCAUCAGUUCAUGGCGGGGAGGAGGCUCCUAGGCGUCAGCAAGUAACAAAAGAACAGCACGUCACAACCAUAAACAGCAACUGCACAGAAGUAGGGAAGGAAUUUAAGGGAAAAUCUUGUGCAAGAAUUGUUCCCGCGACUGUCACCUAUGAUGGAAGAGCUGUCUCUCUGUAUGCUAUGCUUGACGACCAGAGUAACAAGACCUUGGCUAAGAAGGAAUUGUUUGACUUGCUGAACAUCAAUACAGAGACAAUACCUUACCUGAUGACGUCAUGUUCUGGACAAGUGACAACCUUCGGGAGAACUGCCUCAGGACUCUAUAUUGAAUCAGCCAGGGGUGAGACCAGACUACCCUUGCCGUGCACGUUAGAGUGUGAUGAAAUACCGAACAACUACCAAGAGAUCCCUACACCUGACGUUGCUCUUCAGCACAAGCACAUGCGGGAUAUAGCCGGCGACAUCCUACCCAUUGACGCUUCAAGAAAAAUUCUGUUGCUGAUAGGAAGAGACCUUCCUCAAGUCCACCAUGUUCUUGAGCAGCGCAUAGGACGUGACCACGAACCAUUUGCACAGAGGUCACCCCUUGGUUGGACGAUCAUCGGCGACACAUGCUUGUCUGGACAACACAGACCAAGAGCUGCGAAUGUGUACAAGACCUUCAUCACGGACAGCGGACGUGGAACUAUUCUUGAACCAUGUGCCCAGUACUUAUCCGUGAGAGAGAAGCUUCCAACCAGAGAUGUGACAAACAGAUUACGGGUAUCUGACACUUCAUCUGAUGAACACUUAUUCAGACGCACACCAGAUGAUAACAAAGUGGGAUCAUCAGUGGAAGAUAGGAUGUUUAUGGACAUCAUGAACAAAGAACUAUUGAUAGGUGAGGAUGGAAAGUGGGUAGCUCCCCUACCCUUCCGCCAACCAAGAUUACGACUACCAAACAACUAUGAGGUUGCAUUGAGACGUGCACGAGCCUUGGACGCAAGUCUCAAGAGAGAUCCAGUAAAGAAGGAACACUUUGCGACCUUUAUGACAAAGCUGUUCGACAACGAUCAUGCUGAGAAAGCACCCACUUCCAAGUCAACGCAGGAGCAGUGGUUUCUUCCUCUCUUCGGGGUCUACCACCCUCAGAAACCUCACCAGAUCCGGGGCGUAUUUGAUUCCUCUGCGAAGUUCAAGGGAACCUCUUUGAACGACCAACUGCUGUCUGGCCCGAACCUCACCAACAGCUUGCUUGGAGUGUUGCUUCGUUUCAGGAAGGAGAUGAUUGCUGUCGUAGCAGACGUGCAGCACAUGUUUCACUGCUUCACCGUCAGAGAAGAGCACAGAGACUUUCUCAGCUUCCUUUGGUACAAGGACAACGAGAUCGGAACGGAACUAACAGAAUUCCGAAUGAAGGUCCACGUUUUUGGUAAUAGUCCUUCUCCGGCCAUAGCGACACUGGGCCUCAGGAAGAUCUCAGAACUAUCUGAGGAAAGCCAUGGACCUGAUGUCAAGGAGUUCAUCAAGAGGAACUUCUACGUUGAUGAUGGUCUGACAUCAUGCUCAACAAGCCAAGAAGCAGUAGACCUGAUGUGCAGAACCCAGGACGCAUUGAAGCAAUACGGGAACCUAAGGCUCCACAAGUUCGCAUCAAACAGCGCGGAUGUCAUGAAGGCGUUUGAGCCACGAGACUUAGCACAGGACAUCUACGACCUGAACCUUGAUGAGGACCAGCUCGUGCAACGGAGUCUUGGUAUGCGAUGGAACUUGUCGAGUGAUAUGUUCGAGUUCCGCAUCUCUACUGAUGACAAGCCCACAACACGCAGAGGUGUACUGUCGACAGUGAACAGCCUCUUCGAUCCAUUAGGCUUUCUCUCACCUGUUAUCAUCAGCGGGAAACUCAUUCUUAGAGACGUAGUGACCUGUACCUCAGACUGGGAUGAGCCGCUGCCGGACCAUAUUCUGGCAAGCUGGGAAGAGUGGAGUUCAUCUCUGAAGGAGUUGGAGAAGAUCCACAUACCCAGAACAACCGUGGUACAUCUUAGCAAGGCAGUAAGAAAGGAACUGUGGACAUAUGCGGACGCGUCAGAGAAAGCCAUAGCUGCCGUUUCUUACAUGAAGGUGUACUGCGAAGAUGGCUCUGCGAUGACUGGAUUUCUACUAGGGAAGUCUAAAGUGGCACCAGUAUCAGGCCAUACCAUACCCCGUUUAGAGCUUUGUGCAGCUGUUCUAGCCAUUGAGAUAUCGCAGAUAGUCAUGGAUCACAUGGACAUAAUGUUCGACUCGGUGAAGUAUUUUUCCGACAGUCGUGUGGUAUUGGGGUAUAUCCACAAUGAUAAGAGACGAUUUUUUAUUUACGUCUCCAACAGGGUCGAGAAAAUCAGAAGCCUUAGUGAGCCGUCGCAGUGGAACUUUGUGCCGACACACCUCAACCCUGCUGACGAGGGCACUAGAGGCGUAGUUCCUAAGGACAUUGGAGAGUGUGCUUGGCUUAGAGGAACUACUCACCUGCAGCGCAUUGACGACGAAACCAAGGCAGAAGGGUUUCCCCUACAGGAACCUCUGUCAGACAGAGAAGUCAGACCUGUAUGUUUGAAGACUGAGUGUGAACCUAUGCUUGGAACUCAGAGAUAUGAGAGAUUUUCCAGCUGGGACAGAUUGGUCGAGGGUAUCGCCCUGCUCCAGCGAUUCAUCAUAAGCAGAAAGGGAGGUAAAUCACAGAUUUUACCGAAGUCCAUAGACUACUCUCAAAGAGCAGAAAACUACAUUAUCAAGACAGUGCAAAGAGAAGUCUAUUGUGAGGAGAUUUACUGUCUGAGGUCCAAACAACCAUUGCCGAAGAAUAGCAGCAUUCUUGCAUUGAGUCCGUUCCUCGACGACGAUGGUAUUGUUAGAGUUGGUGGACGCUUAAGACAUCUCAACGAUGCGACUGUCUGCAAGAGCCCUAUACUGAUACCGGGGAAGCAUCACAUUGCGACCUUACUUGUACGCAAGUACCAUCAACUGGUGCAACACCAAGGGCGCCACUUUACGGAGGGAAAGGUCAGGUCCUGUGGGUUCUGGGUCACCGGCUGCAAGCGCCUUGUUUCGUCCCUCAUUCACAAGUGUGUUACUUGUCGGCGACAACGUGGGAGCUUCGCAACCCAGAAGAUGUCUGACUUGCCUACAGACCGCAUACUGCCAGGAGAGCCACCGUUCACUUCGGUGGGAGUAGAUAUCUUUGGGCCCUGGGACGUCGUGACUCGUCGCACUCGGGGAGUUCCAGCCAACGGCAAACGAUGGGCAGCACUGUUCACAUGUCUGGUGACACGCGCAGUCCAUGUCGAGGUAGUAGAGGAGAUGUCCGCAUCAUCCUUCAUCAACGCCCUGAAGCGCUUUACAGCCAUACGAGGACAGGCAAAGGAGUACCGUUCCGACAGAGGAACCAACUUUGUUGGCGCUACCGACCCUCUACAGAUCGACGCAAUCAACGUGGAAGAUCGUCAGGUCAAGGAUUUCCUGCACUCUCGGGGAACAACCUGGAUUUUCAACCCGCCCCAUGCAUCCCAUAUGGGUGGAGCUUGGGAGCGCAUGAUAGGGUUGACACGGCGCAUAUUGGACAACAUGUUGAAGGAUCAUUCAGCACAGGGUCUUACGCACGAGGUACUUACCACCUUUCUGGCCGAGGCAAGUGCGAUCAUAAAUUCUCGCCCACUUACCGCCGUUUCGUCAGAUCCAGACUCGCCUUUUGUCCUUACCCCAAGCAUUUUGCUUACUCAGAAGACGGAUGUACCGACCGAAGCUGUAUGCGACACAACUGCUAAGGACCUCUUCAAGGUACAGUGGAAGAGAGUACAGCACCUCGCCAAGAUGUUCUGGGACAAAUGGAAGAAGGAAUACCUGCAUACCUUGCAAGCGCGUAAGAAGUGGCAUCAUGGUCAACGUAACAUUAGUGUUGGUGACAUAGUGUUGUUAAAGGAUGUCGAAACCCAUCGCAACAACUGGCCGCUUGGACGCAUUACUGCAACGUUUCCUGGCAAGGACAACUUGGUUCGCAAGGUUGAAGUACGUGUCAGCAAGGACGGCAAGACCACCUCUUACGUCAGACCAGUGACGGAACUCAUUUUAUUAUUGGAGAACUGAAUGUUUUCUGUACUAAAUUGUAUUCAAAUCUUGUGUGAUAUAAUUUUAUAUAUCAGACGGGGAGUGUCAUGUUUCGUGUACAUUUUAUUUUUUGUUACGAAAGAUUUGUCGUACGACUUAAUUUUUUAUGUUGGAAAACCGCGCCAUACUCGAUGUAUGCACAACUCUGAUUCUCUGUAUCGAGGCUUGUAAUCCACAGUGUAAGUCUUUUGACAUUUGUAAACUAGGUUAUUUCAACAUAUUUUUAUGUGAAUUAUCUGUAUGUUUCAUGUCAGUAAUGCUAAGCGAUGCAUAUUCUUGAAAUCUUGUAUUUUAUGUUUACCAUGUGCUCGGUGUAUGGGGCGCCAUUUUGUCCAUCAUAUUUCUGGUCAUUUAAUUUCGAGUUGCAGUUGAUUAAUUUACUUUAACUUGCUGUUUAUCAUAUGAAUAGACUGAAUUCAACUGUUUAAAUCAUAUGUGUAAGGUUUCAUAAUCUAAUUGCAAACUCUGUCCUAAUAUUUUUUGUAUGGAAACCUGUACCAGUCAUUGAUUGUUACAUUUUUUUUUGUUACAGCUUUUUACCGUCGUCUGAGACGGUUAUCUGUCUCCCAAAUAAACUGAUUUCACCGACA
Magallana angulata is the source of this 7002-nucleotide messenger RNA. RefSeq lists its product as uncharacterized. The coding region runs from base 236 to 6391 and encodes 2051 amino acids. The transcript is spliced from 2 exons. Gene Ontology annotation, molecular function: nucleic acid binding. The record is from RefSeq and is a predicted model, not a curated record. Gene Ontology annotation, biological process: DNA integration. NCBI's taxonomy places the organism in Eukaryota, Metazoa, Mollusca, Bivalvia, Ostreida, Ostreidae.